Parasteatoda tepidariorum (common house spider) is the source of this 607-nucleotide messenger RNA. RefSeq lists its product as uncharacterized. The record is from RefSeq and is a predicted model, not a curated record. NCBI's taxonomy places the organism in Eukaryota, Metazoa, Arthropoda, Arachnida, Araneae, Theridiidae.
AUGAUUUCUAUAUUUAAAGGUGUAUAGCGCUGUGCAAGAUUUAAAGUCAAUAAUAUAUUUUAAUCAAUAAUAUAUCAAAACACUCUUUACAAAAGCAAUAGAAAACAAAGUCAUGCUUGCUAAAACUGUUAUUUAUAUUACGAUAACUAUUGCUGUUAACUUCGUUGCUUUUGGAGAUUCAGGUCACAGUUCUGGCAGCGGUUCCUCAUUUUCUAUUUCUAAGACGCAGUCAAAAAAUGAUGAGUCAAAUGAAAAUCAGUCUUCUAACAACGUUGACCAAUUUAUCCAUUGUCUUAAGGAACACGAAUUUGCUUUUGUUGACUGCUUCAGAAAUGUAGGAAUCAUCACAACAAAAAAAAUUCCAGAGAUGACAAAGAGGGAGUUCAAAGAUUUUCAAUGCGCAUUGCAGAAUUCAACUAUUUCUUGUUUCAAUCUGAAAGAUGACGUUUACUGCAAAGAUGUUGAUAAUCCUUUGCAAAAUCUCUUUACAGAAAUUACUCCAGAUUUAAACUAUAAAUGUAACACAACUGGCAUUAUCAAGACUCAGUUAGUUGAAUUCUCCAUUUAAUGAAGUACAUUUCAAAUAAAGAUUUAUAUUGUAAACAUU